AUGUCUUCGUCAUUGUUGACGUCUUUCCUGAGUGCAACCGAAGUCACGAAGCUCGGAUGCACGCAAGUAUCUGUGGUAACAAACAAGGCGCUCAAAUUCCUCCUGCCACAUAGAGACUAUGCCGAGGUCUUUCUUCUUAAGGCAACACGCUGAUGACGAAGUCAUAUUUGGACGUAUAGUCGCAUACACUAGGAUUAGAGGAUAUUAAGACUGCACUCCCUUCAGCUAGACGACAUGGAGGGAAAGCUACUCCUACUCGAAUAGGUUCUAUCUUGUAGAUACGAUAAGCAUUAACAUUAACUUUUAUUAUUUAGAAAGAGAAGGCGCAAGGUGUGCUUGGUUGUUGAUAGAUAGGGAAGCAGCUUUUCCAAUUUUGCGGCAAUAGAUCAUCGGAAUCCCAAGGCGAGUACCGAGGCGCUGGAUCAAAUAAUGCAGCGUCUAUUCGAAAGUCCUGAUGCGGACGCAGUGACACGUAACUAUGGUCCUGCGACCAUGCUCAAACUGUUCAUCGCGCAGCCACGCAGAUGGCCUCUGGGUUUGUCAAAGAAGCAGAGGCUAGCAGGCUACUUGUUUCGGCAGAAGGGGGUGGAGAAGCUGAUGGCGAACGGUGGAAUCGACAGCAUGACGGGCAUUGCCGCUGAAGCGCGCGAAAAUGAGGCGGGGCCAGCGGUGCGUACAUACUUCAACUGGGAACGCAUUCCGCCGCAAUUGGAAGCACGCUUGCGUGGGGGGAAACAACCAGGAAAUGCUUGUUCUUGCAAUGAUAUCGAGCAGAUGUCUUGCAUGGAGAAAAUGAAAGAAAUCUUUGGAAUGGGUGGCGACAGGGGCAAACCUUGUGAACGAGCGUUUAAGAAAACCAAAAAAUGUCCUGUAGAAGCAGGCUGCAAGGAACAAGAAGACGACGAAGGAAACGUUACUUGCGAACAAAACUGUACUAAGUAAUCAUUGCUUCAGCACCGGAUACUACCACGACUUCAUCUACUAUUCUAUCAGAUUAUCAGAAAGCAGCGACCCCUUCAGCAGAAGAUUCUGCUCGUUGUCGUUCGUGUCUUUUUUUGAUCUACAAGAAAUAGAAUUAUGUUAGCAGAAGGUAGAAGUAUGUUCAUGUACUUGUCCGUCAAGCCUUCAACUGAACAUACAGGCGAGAAAGCCUUUACGACCGGUAACGCGUGUGAUCGGUCUUCUAAGGCGGUUUUUCCAGAAGUGAAGGCGUGCAAGUGGUACGACGAGACCGGUAAAAAGGGGCACUGCGGGCCGAGUGAUGCCAAGGAGGAUGCUGCGAUUCAGAAGGCACGUGCGCAGGAGAAGGAGGCACGGGAAGGAGCAGCGGCGAAGGAUGCGAAGGAAGCAAGAGAGAGUGAGGAAGACGGUGAUAAAGGCGAUGAAGAGGAUGAAGAGGUGGAAACGGCCGAGGACGCAAAGGAAACGGACGAAAAGCAAGAGGAUGGUGAUGAAGAGCAACCAGAGGAGCAACAGGAACUGUAA
Molecule: messenger RNA, 1485 nt
Organism: Amoebophrya sp. A25
Lineage: Eukaryota; Dinophyceae; Syndiniales; Amoebophryaceae
Source: the annotation of a GenBank genome assembly